AUGUCUGACGCCGAUGUAAAACCCGGAUCGGGCGGCAGCAUGAAUUUGCUCACCUUGGCUGUUCCGGAUUUUAUGGCACACAAGCCCAACGUCUGGUUUGCCAUUUUUGAGAUAGAGUUAGAGAACCGAGGGAUCUCUGCCGACCAAGCUAAAUACAACCAACUCGUCCCACGCCUUCCGCAACAGGUGGUGACACUGGUUGAAGACGUACUGCUUCAUCCACCUAAAGACGGUAAAUACGAAGCAAUGAAGCAGUUGAUCCUAAAGGAGUCGCAACCCAGCGCUCGUGCUCGAUUGGAGCAACUCUUUCAUAGCACUAAGCUAGGCGAUCGCAAGCCUUCGGUUUUGCUCCGCGAUAUUCAGCAGAUUGCUGGCCCUUCGUACAUGAGUGAAGAAGCAUUAAAAGAACUGUGGCUCUCACGCCUACCUGAUCCUCUUCCUUUAAUGCUCGUAGCUUAUCCAAAUAGAUCACUCAAAGAGUUGGCAAUAACCGCGGACGCAGCCUUUGAGAGAAUCCCUCAACACAUGAAGGCAUCCAGCAGCAUUUUCGCCACAUUAGCGGAUAAAGACUUGAAUGCAAAAGCGCCCGCGCAAGCAGACCCCAGAGACGAAGAGAUAGCCGCGCUUCGCCGUGAAUUAGCAACCGUGCAGUUAGAAAGACAAGGCUUACUAAGACCGCACGCUGACCACGAAAUUGCCGCCGUUCGUCACGGUGCCUAUCAGCCCCGACCCCCACCGUACAGAUCCAGGUCACCGCGCAGACGCAGUCCAUCACCCCCUCGCAGCCGAACCCGAAGUGCCAAUUUAAUGGAUGAUUUGUGUUGGUAUCAUCGCCAGUAUGGUGAUAACGCUCGACGUUGCCGUUCACCCUGCGCCAAGCGUGGUGUAGUGGCACAGGGAAACUAG
This is a messenger RNA of Dicrocoelium dendriticum, 906 nucleotides long. The record is from the annotation of a GenBank genome assembly. NCBI's taxonomy places the organism in Eukaryota, Metazoa, Platyhelminthes, Trematoda, Plagiorchiida, Dicrocoeliidae.